GUGCGUGGCGACGACUUCGGUACGUGGUACCCAUGGAAACCAAUGUGUAAACGAGGAAAGAAAGUCAUCAGCGAAGAGUUGAGGGCAUUGGUCUACAGAGAAGCAACGGGAAGCUGGAUUUUGAGAGAUGACCCACCUGCUGGGCAGACAGGACUGUGUGGACAGCCUGCGGAAGGAUGUGACUGACCUCCAGGGCACCAUCCUGGACGUGAUGUCCAGAGCAGGCCCAGCUCGGUUCCCCUCCUGGAAGUUUCCUGACAAGGUGUCCUGUGAUCUGGACCUGGUGACGCUGCUGGAGCACUAUGACUUUGUGGAUGGUGAUGAGGAGUUCAGCCAGCAUUCCCAUAUUGUGUUGUUAGAGCUGGUCGUGGACAGGCUCCUGUUGCUGCUGCAGUCUUUUACACGCUACACUGACAUCCUGCUAGCAGAACCGAAAGGAGCCUCCCAGUCCAGGGUUAUUGGGCCCUCCAUGUCCAUAGGACUGGUAGUGAAGCGGUACUGGAACAGCCUUCUCAAAGUAGGAAACUUGUAUCAGCACACACUAAGAGAGAGAAAUUCUGCAGAUAAAGAGGCAUCUAAACUUCACAUGAAGGCUGUCGAGCAGGAGACUUUGAGGGACAAGGCAAAUAGCUCUACGGCCUCUUUAAUCAGAACUAAGACCAGCACCCCGUUACCAGAUUCCUGCGCUAGAGACACUUGCACUGUCAGCUGCCAGACUCUGGAGUCAUCACUGGUGCCCUGCGAUGCCUGUGCCCGCUCACAGGCCAGCCUGAAGGAGGUCAGCAAUACCAUCAUCAACAUCUGCCAGAGCCAGAAUCUACCCUCCUCCCUGUGUCACUUCAGGGAGGCAGUGCAGGGGACACUGGGAGAGAAGCUGCUCUCCUCUACAGAUAUGGCGUACUGGGCAUCCGAGCAGAGCAAGGACUUGGCACGCAUCAAUAAACACUUCGGCGACCUCCUUAACCUGGUUAGUCCUUUGAAGGAGAGCCUGGCAGCCUCGGAGAAGAAACAGGUUGAGCUGAAGCAGAGCAUGGAGAGCUUCAAGGGGAUCCUGCACAAGGAAAAGGGGGAGCACCAGAUAAGGAUUCAGGAGUUUCAGAGCAGGAUGGAGGAGAUGAGCAUGAAGAAUGAGUGGGCUGUGAAAAAACUGGAGGGGGAACGAGAGGAGCUGAGGAAAGGUACCUUGUCUCUGGAGGAGAGAAACUCCAGACUGAAGGAAGAGCUAAAGUCACAGCAGGCCAGCAUCGAUGAUCUUGAGCGGAAGCGAGAGGCGCUGCUGGAGGAGAUGAGGACUCAGCUGGUGGAUAAGGGUGUGGUGCUGGCCCUGGAAGAGAGAGUCCGAGGGCUCCGCACUCAGCUGGACAGCAGCUCCACACAGCUCUCCAACACCAUCACAGAGCUGGACAAAGAGAAGGCCAAGUUCCACAGCAUGUGCAGGCAGCAGGAGUCCCUGCAGCUCAAGCAGAGGGCCCUGCUGCAGCGAGUGGAUGCUCUGGAUCAGGAGUGUGAGGAGCUCAAGAGCAGCCUGGGGGACCAGGAGGAGCAGCUCAGCCAGCUUAGUGAAGAGAGGGCGGGGCUGCAGAGCCAGCUCUCUCAGCAGCAGGUCUUGACCGAAGAGCUGCAGCAGGAGAAGCAGAGGCUGGAGCAGUCUGUGAGCGAGCUGCAGAGGACCAUCUCCCAGCUGGAGGGACAGGUCCAGGAGCAGAAGGAAAGGGAGAAGCUGCUGGUGUCCUUCCCAGACCUCUGCGAUACAUCCCAGUGUCCACUCGAGAGUACAGGCGAUGUCGUCACAGACAUGCAGAAGCAGCUGCAGGCUAACUCUCUCCGCAUCAGUGUUCUGGAGGAGGAUAACUCCAGGCUUCGAAACAGCCUGAGCAAGCUGAGAGCGAGUACACCGCACAGGGAGUACCAGCUAAUUCCCCAGAAACAACUCUGGUCACAUUCAAGUCCCAGCCAGAAGCAAGACAGUCUGGAUAAUACAGAGCGCAAUGCAAAAGGCUCCAGUUCAUCCAUCAUCAGUUGGGAAAAUGAAGGCACUGGAAAGAUGAGCGCCUCUGCAGGACCCCCAGCUGAACGCUGGGAGAAUAGGACUCCUGCAGCAGCAGGGGGGUACAGACUGGCCCCUACAGUGUCUUCCCCUGCAUAUUCACUACUCAAGGGAGCUGCACGUCGGGGCAGGAGGAAAUAACAGAACACCACCUGAAACAAAAGUAACAGAUGGAUUUACACAGUGGCACAACUUAUAAAUGCAACUAAAUCAAGGCAUGUAUGUACAUAAUGAAAGCGAACCACAGCUUAUAGCAGGGCUGGCAAACUCAUUUCCUGGAGCUCUCAGUUACUUAUUUGUUCUAAUUAUUUGAUUAAUUGGAUAAAUUGAACACUUCU
Messenger RNA from Polyodon spathula (Mississippi paddlefish), 2385 nucleotides. RefSeq names its product coiled-coil domain containing 157 (gene ccdc157). The record is from RefSeq and is a predicted model, not a curated record. The transcript has 11 exons. Bases 128 to 2188 code for a protein of 686 amino acids. NCBI's taxonomy places the organism in Eukaryota, Metazoa, Chordata, Actinopteri, Acipenseriformes, Polyodontidae.